This is a messenger RNA of Peronospora belbahrii, 2625 nucleotides long. The record is from the annotation of a GenBank genome assembly. NCBI's taxonomy places the organism in Eukaryota, Oomycota, Peronosporomycetes, Peronosporales, Peronosporaceae.
AUGUCUCCAGCUAAUAUCCACGAAUCAAAUCUGGAGGAGCGUGAUGGUUUUCUUGGUAUAAACAUGGGACCACCCGCAGUGGAAGGUCGAGAUGAAGAUUUGUAUGCAACUACCACUCCAAUGCCAGGCUUUGUUAAACCUUCUGUUCGCGAUUAUAUUGCUCAGCACGGUAGUUUUCUCGAUGAUUUUGUGAACGUUGACGCUCUUCUUGGCUCUGGAAGUGAUGCGUCGGAAGCUGACACGAAUGCACCAGCUACAAAUGCCAAGGGAGCCGUCGCUUUAGCAUCUGAUAGGGUAACGGAUGAAGAAGAAAUAAAAGGCACGGCCUCGAAGGUACCAGCUACAAAUGCAAAGGGCGUCGUCGCUUCAGCAUCUGAUGAGGAACUGGAUGUAGAAGGUCUCGAUCAAGAUGAAGACAUGAUCGCUAACCUUGGCUCUGAGGAUGAAGCGAAUCUUAUGCAAUUAAUGGGCAGCGGAGCCUCUGGAAUAACUGCCGCACUUGAUGGCUCUAAGGCUGGCGAAAUUGAAGCGAUGAUGAAAAAGCUUGGCGGACUGUUUAGCAUGGUAGAUGGUUUUAGUUUGUUUGGAGGAGAUCCGACCGUACCGCAAAACAAAACUAUCGAAGACAACGAUAUAAUUCUUGGUCAAGUAUUCGGGGGUAAGGAGCACGGUGAUGCAUUUUCUGAUAUAAAUAAUGUCAGGUUCGGAGGAAUGUUUCUUAACAUUACUCUUCGCGGCGGUCAACGAUUGGAUAAGAUUGUUCUAGAGGUGAUGACCCAGGAAGAAAUUGGAACCUUAUCUCACGGUGGUAGUGGCGGUGGUUUUGCCUUUGUUGAGCCACAAAUUGGCGAGGGUAUUGCUUCGGUUGAAGUGAAUUGGAACAAGCAUAAUGGUAAAACGUGUAUUUUCUAUAUGAAAUUGACGUUAACUGGAGGCAAGACAAUUUCUGCUGGAAAGGAAACUGGUAACAAGGCUGUAAUAAAGCCACCGAAGAACUACAAAAUUGCCGGAUUUCAUGGCCGCGCAAGUUCCAAAGGUAUUUUCUGUAUUGGUGCGAUUUAUACAAGAGUUGGGGCUGUGGAUCUGAAAGUCACGGAUGUGAUGGCUAUUACGAGCAAGGGAUCUCCUGACAUUUACAACUACAAUACCACUAUUCGUAACUGGGUGGGUAAAAACGAGCAUGGCAAGGACACUGCUUGCUACCAAAAAAGAGUAGAUGUCAGCAGCACGAAUAUGUGUCCUUCUGGUUAUCGGCAGGAAGACGACACUUGUGUUGCUCAGUGCCCGCUCGAUUACCCCGUUGAGUGUUAUAAAGAAUGCAUUCCUCAGAACAAUGAUUGCGCGCAGGCGGUUCUCGCCAAGGUUUCCGCUGUGGCUGCUGUGGUUCUAAACGCCGCUACAAUGGGUUUGUUUGGUUCUUUUGUGGCAAUGGGCAGGGUGAUUCAAUUUGGAAUUCAAUGCGCUCUCAGCAUUGCCAACGCUGUCAAGUCGCUCAUCUACUAUCUGCGUUAUACUCAAACUGAAAUUCCUAAAACCGACUUAGAGAAGUUGGCGGAUAAGGCAUUCCAGAUGCAGAUUGCCAUGCUUGACCUGCCGAUAGCUGUUGCAACGUGUUUAGGCAUCCCUAUUCCACCCAAGCUAUUGUUUACGGCCGUUGUUAUGGUAGUGGUAUCUGCAAUUGUGAUGAUGGCGGUAGUGAUUGGUGAACAGAUUUUUUCUUCAAAGAAAAACAUAAUGAGGAUGCUGCGUGAAUCGGGUGCGAUGAACGGUACAGCUCUUAAUCAUGAAGUCUUGGAACUUGAGGAUUUUAUCAAGCCGAAGAACGGUACUUGCGGUUACGAGAUGAAGACUCUUACGAACCGUGUCUUGGGCAAGGUUCACGAGAUCCGCAGCAAAACACCGAAAGCUGAUGAGGAGGAUGUACGCGUUGCGGUGAGCAAGUCACCGAUUAUUACUGACGAUAUUCCUAUUAUCACGAACCAUUGUAUGGGCCAAAUUUUGCCCAACACUACCCAUGCGGCUUCCUUUAGUACGCGACACUUACUUCGUAAGACACUUAGUGUCAUUAUCGAGCAGUUGAUUAAAACUGGUACGACUGACAUGGGUAAGCACGUGUCCAGGAAUGAAAAGAUCCUUGACUACUCCGAUCUUGGUCUUUUUAUGAUGUCCAUGUUCGACCCUACGGGUAUUGCCUGGAUGGCAUCCGAGUUUGUCCAGCCUAUUUGUGGCCCCAGUGAAUAUAUCGGCGAGAUCGAUGAUGGUACUCUGUACGACGCUCUAGGUCUUACCACCGUUGAUCAGGCUUUUGUGGGGAGUUACGGCGUCUGGAAGAAGAAGGGUGAUGGCUCCGUUACGGUGUAUUUUGAAAGCGUUGACAAGUUCGAAGUGGAAGUGGUUAUCUACUCUGGUAGCGAAAAGGUUAAUACUGUAAAGGUACCUGCUAAUGGCAAGGCCAAGUGGAGUGCCAAAGUCGAGGACUUGGAAGACAAGUCUUUAUACAUGGACCGUUGGCGUCCUGGUCUUUUCGGACUUCGGGGUUCUGGUGGUGGUUCGCUGCUUAUGUGGGUUCCGCGGUCGUCACAAGGUGGCAAUCUUAUCAUGCACGUACGCCUUAAUGUAAGCUAG